AUGCUAAAUCAAACCGCAAAUGGUGACGUGUUGACAGAGAACCCGUCAGAUAAACCCGAGAUCAUAGUCAUCACCUGCCUGCUGUCGAUGUUCAGCGUCGUAGGGACCACUGGCAAUGCCUUCGUCCUCUACGUGUUCUCUAGAAAGAAGGACAAAAACACUUCUACAUUCUUCGUUCUUACACUUGCAUCCAUUGACUUUGUUACUUGCCUUUUGCUAAUUCCCUUUACAAUAUAUGUAGAGUUCAAUUACAAGAAGGUUAAUAGUGACAUCGCGUGCAAAAUUUAUCAGUUUCUGAUAACGUCGAACGUACCUUUUAGUGCUUUUAUCAUGGUUGCCAUCGCAUUUGAUAGAUAUUUCUGCAUUUGCCGCCCGUGGUUGAAAGUUCUUAACAUUCGACUCGCUAAGCGCAUUAUACUGUCGUUAUUGGUGUUUUCGCUGUCUCUAGGAUUAAUAACCAGUCUCGCAUACGGUGUAUAUCAUCGUAAAAGUUCUGUACGCAUUAUACGAAAUAACAGUUUGCCUGAACAGUUCCUUUAUAAUGAGUCCACUAAUAAUAAUAUUGGAACACAUGACAACGCUUUGAAUGCCGUCUGGAAAAUAAAUUUGCGUUUGUCGUCUAACUGUUCAUUUAACAGAAACACAAACAUCAAUGGGUGCCAAAAAAAUGAAAACGUAAACGACAUAUAUUCAGACGUAAAUGACGAAGAAUUCGAUUUUACCGGCUUUUGUUAUCCAAAUGAAGUUUUACUAAGCACGUCGUUUCGAAGAGCAUAUCAAAAAUUUUAUGCGUCUCUAUUCCUUAUCGCGAUUAUCACAGUAUCGAUUUUGUACGCACUUAUAUAUCGAUCAAUAUUAACACGUCGGUCUAAACGUCUCAAAACUUCUUUAGUGUCCAGCGGACGACGUUCCAAAUCGCUGACCUCGUUCUUUCCGCGUACCACGACCAGACCCAAUUCGAAAAGCGUGGUAACGCAUAAAGCAGAUUUAAGUAAAUUUUCUGUUGAUACAAUCCCAGCCUUAGAAUCCAUCCAAAGCACAGAGAUAGAGUCUAUUUCGCAGCUUAACAUAAUUGAUGGCGAGAGCCAGCGCGGACGUAUUGCCCUUAAUGGUGUAAUACGGGAAGAGAACGAAAACGACCACUUACUGCCAACUGACCAACAUCGAAAUCAUAUUGAGCUUACCAAUACUUCAGAAUGUCUGUCAUCAAACGAUCUGAACGAUCAAAAACAUCCACACUCAGCAAGUCGGAAGCAUCGAAACGGCCGUAACGGUCGGGUGGUAAUGACUUCUUUUACCGUGAUGUCCGAACCGGACAAAGAUGCCGACCUGCGUAGGGAAGACACUUUCUUCAACGGUGAAAAACAGGAGUUCGUCUUUACCGAUGCCAAAGAAUCGCCGAAACUGUCAAGCUGUAAUGUAUAUCGUCAAGAUACCAGAAAGUCUGUUCGUGAGAGACAUCGGAUCGCUAACAUAAAAACUGCUGGGAUUUUAUUUAUCGUGACUAUUGUAUUCAUCGUCGCCUUUCUGCCCGGAUGGUUAAUGGCAACAAAACUGAUACCCCCGAACAUGAUUGUGUUCUAUUGUUACUUUGUAUAUAAUGUAGCGAACCCAGUCAUUUACGCAUUUUUUAAUCAGUCGUUUCAAAAGAAGUGA
Messenger RNA from Dreissena polymorpha, 1656 nucleotides. RefSeq lists its product as uncharacterized. Gene Ontology annotation, molecular function: G protein-coupled peptide receptor activity. Lineage: Eukaryota; Metazoa; Mollusca; Bivalvia; Myida; Dreissenidae. The coding region runs from base 1 to 1656 and encodes 551 amino acids. The record is from RefSeq and is a predicted model, not a curated record. The transcript has a single exon. Gene Ontology annotation, cellular component: membrane. Gene Ontology annotation, biological process: neuropeptide signaling pathway.